Molecule: messenger RNA, 486 nt
Organism: Hansenula anomala
Lineage: Eukaryota; Fungi; Ascomycota; Saccharomycetes; Phaffomycetales; Wickerhamomycetaceae
Product: Zn(II)2Cys6 transcription factor domain-containing protein
Exons: 1
Coding region: 1-486 (161 amino acids)
Biological process (GO): positive regulation of transcription by RNA polymerase II
Cellular component (GO): nucleus
Molecular function (GO): DNA-binding transcription factor activity, RNA polymerase II-specific; transcription cis-regulatory region binding; zinc ion binding
Source: RefSeq, a predicted model, not a curated record
AUGCCUAAAUCCAAAAGAACAAGAACAGGUUGUCUCUGUUGUAGAAGACGUCAUAAAAAAUGUGAUGAAUUGAAACCAAGUUGUAAAUUUUGUAUUUCAAAAGGUUUAAAAUGUGAAUGGCCUAUAAAAGGUUCUAUAUUUGUUAAUUAUCAAUCAAAUACAACAACAAAUACAAAUAACUCUAGUUUUGAUUCGGAUCAAUCCCAAUCAAGUGAUUCAAGAAAAUCAUCAAUCGAUGAGAAUCUAUACAAAUUAUCAAAUAAUGUUAACACUAAUAAUUCAUUACCUCCUAUAAAGCAUUAUCAUAUGGUUAUACCCAGAGAGCAUCAGUACACUUCAACAAUUUUCACAUCACCACAAACGUCACCAACUUUUAAAGAAAUGACUUUCAAUUCAAUAAAUAGUGAAGAGAAAAACCCAAAUAGUAUAGUUCCAAUGAAUUUCAACACUUCUAAAAGAUUAAGUGUGGAUUCUUUAUUGAAUUGA